Armigeres subalbatus is the source of this 4294-nucleotide messenger RNA. It is a transcript of the gene sdt, whose product is annotated as protein PALS1. Lineage: Eukaryota; Metazoa; Arthropoda; Insecta; Diptera; Culicidae. The coding region runs from base 195 to 3299 and encodes 1034 amino acids. Gene Ontology annotation, molecular function: protein binding. Gene Ontology annotation, biological process: morphogenesis of an epithelial sheet; generation of neurons; protein localization to plasma membrane. The transcript has 10 exons. Gene Ontology annotation, cellular component: adherens junction; plasma membrane. The record is from RefSeq and is a predicted model, not a curated record.
AGUCGGCCGGUCGAUCGGCAGAGUGGUGCCUCCGGUGUACGUCGUCUUCCUCCGCUUGUUAAGCUGUUGGCUGAGGCAGGUACUUUUUUCCGGCCGAACCUGCCAGCCCACCGUCAGUCUUGGAAGAAGAAUGAAAGUGAACGGUUGAAUUUCUUCACGAAAGUGCUCGCCGCCUCGGUUACGUCGGUUAAUUUAUGUUUUCCUAUACGUGUGUGAUAUUUCCCUUCAGAGUCCGUAUCAGCGUUGCAAAUGCUUUCGUUGACUCCGAGACUCGUCGCCGUUCCGGCUCCAGCAUUGUCGUGUUGGGUGGCGAUGAUACACUGAAGCCUAGCCUGCCUAUUGAUGACUAUCAGGAGGACUUUGAGAUGUACAACAUGAUUUCAGCUAAUCAAGACAAUGGACCACAUCGGGAGAUGGCAGUUGAUGUACCUGAAUCAUUCAUAGCUCGCAACAAAACACCGCCACGAUAUCCACCACCACGCAGCACAACACAGGUAAAUCGUGUUUCCAAUGCAAUGCCACAAGUCCCGAAACACGGGAACGGGGGAGUCUCCUUGGAGCUGGAACCUCUUGACGGCUACAGCGAUAAAAAUUCAUCCUCGCUCGACAGUAGCAACGAAUUCUAUAAGAAAGGCUCCAGCAAGGGGCCCUCGUCGCUUGGGUCGACUUGCGAGUCGAUCGGGUUCGAUUCGAUCAACUAUCUGAAAUCCUCAAGAGGUUCGCUCAGUACAAGGAGCUCCUCGUCGGGGGACCUGGGCCCACCCGAAUACGAUAUCGGUCCCCAUCGUGAGCUUCCAGUAGACGUUCCGGAUAGUUUUGUUGAAGUAAUUAAGGCACCACCCCGCUAUCCACCGCCUAAAGCAUUGAUCAUAAAAGAGGUUGUCAAAAAGAAAGAAUCAUCCUCAUCCGACGAAUCUAUCGAAAAACCAAAACCGCAACCACAAGCACCAACGCGAAAUGAGCUGAAUGGGUCAGUGAAGCCGAUACCACCGCCCCGCGAUCAUCUGCGAAUAGAGAAGGAUGGUCGCCUGACGAAUCGCGCCCCGGUGCAUGCGCCACAAGUGCCAGACCGCAAGGUGGUGCCGGCCACUCCGCAGGCCCACCAGCACAUUGGCCAAGUGGUGGAACCGACGCCCGAUCAACUGAACAGCAUUAAGAAGUUUGAGGAGCAAUUGCGCAGACGACGGGAAGAGGAGGAACGAAUAGCAGCUCAGAAUGACUUCCUGCGAAACAGCAUCAGGGGUUCGCAGAAACUGCGACACUUGCAGGACAACCCGAUUGUGGAUAAACCCACCAUAGGCGUUGAUAACGAGGCCUACGCGGAAGAUGAAGAACCAGAAAAGGUCAUCGGGUAUGGGGAGCUGGUAUCGGCAUUGCAGCGAUUACAGGGUCACCUCAACAAACAUGGUUUGGCCGCACUCGCUGGUAGAGUAACGGCGGCGCAAAGCUUACUGUUGGGUCCCGGUAUUGCACGUGCUCUCGCUGCUCGGACCGCCGUUCUGGAGAGGAGACGACCACGAAUACAAAACCCCAUUUGCUCAAAUGCUCAGGCACUAGCUAAGGACUGCGUCGAAUCCCUGGCUCAGUCAAGUACACCAGCUGCAAUAGAACUAUGUGAUCUGCUCUCGACGUACGAAAUGGAAGGACUGCUGCAGGCGCACGAUCGUAUUGCGUCAACCACCGAUCGCUCGCCAGCCUUUGGAGUCAGUGCAGUCAGUCAGAAUCCUGCGGUGCCAUUGCCAUUGAACAAUAAUACGAUGACCAGCGCUACUCCGGUCAAACCGACAUCAGUUUUGCCAUCUAUUCCAAAUAAUACUAGCUUAGUUAAUAACAAUAACAAUAAUAUAGCCAAGGUAGCAUUCCUUUCUCCAAUUAGUAUUUGGAUUACUAUUACCAUUUAUUCAUUGCAGCGUGAACCUAUGAGCGUUCCUCUCGGUGUUCUGCGGGACGGAAGUCAGGAUCAUAUACGAAUAAUACAAAUCGAGAAAUCUUCAGAACCCCUGGGGGCUACCAUUCGGAACGAAGGAGAAGCCGUAGUUAUAGGCCGAGUUGUACGCGGAGGAGCAGCGGAGAAGUCAGGACUUCUGCACGAGGGGGAUGAACUGCUCGAAGUGAAUGGCAUUGAAAUGCGUGGGAAAUCGAUUAAUGAUGUUUGUGCACUGCUCAGUGCAAUGACAGGGACCCUCACGUUUCUCGUGGUGCCCGCCAGUAGACCUCCAUUGGAUCCAACAGUACGUGGAGGAACACGCACUGGAUCAUGCGCCGUAUUACACGUUAGAGCACACUUCGACUACGAUCCGGAGGAUGAUCGAUAUAUACCGUGCCGAGAGCUUGGCAUCAGUUUUCAGAAGGGAGACGUAUUACAUGUGAUAUCCCGGGACGAUCCAAACUGGUGGCAAGCGUAUCGAGAAGGAGAAGAAGAUCAAACUCUGGCCGGUUUGAUACCCAGUCAGUCGUUCCAGCACCUGUGUGAAUCCAUGAAAUUGGCCAACGCCGGUGAAGUCGGUUUGAGGGCACGUCGGGAUGCCAAUGGAAAAGCUGGUGGAUUCACACUACUUUGCGCCCGAAAGGGACAGAAGAAGAAAAAGAAGGCCAGUAGCGAACACGGUUAUCCUUUGUACGCCACUGCCACCGCCGAAGAUCCGGAACCGGAAGAAAUCCUAACGUACGAGGAAGUUGCCCUGUACUAUCCACGUGCAUCUCACAAACGGCCGAUAGUGCUCAUCGGUCCGCCCAACAUUGGACGACACGAGCUUCGACAAAGGCUGAUGGCCGAUUCGGAACGAUUUGCUGCUGCCAUUCCUCAUACAUCCCGUCCUCAGCGCGAGGGGGAAAUUCCUGGACAGGACUAUCACUUCAUUUCAAGACAGCAGUUUGAAGCCGAUAUACUUGGCAGGAAGUUCGUCGAACAUGGCGAAUACGAGAAGGCGUAUUACGGUACAUCUUUAGAGGCGAUUCGAGCGGUGGUAGCUAGUGGAAAGAUAUGUGUGCUGAACCUUCAUCCCCAGAGCCUAAAACUCCUGCGUUCCUCAGAUUUGAAACCCUACACCGUUCUGGUGGCGCCACCAAGUUUAGAGAAGCUUCGCCAGAAGCGACUACGCGCCGGUGAACCGUACAAGGAAGAGGAACUGAAGGAGAUCAUCGCCACGGCACGCGACAUGGAAGCACGAUGGGGCCACUUGUUCGACAUGAUUAUAAUCAACAAUGACACGGAGCGAGCCUAUCAUCAGCUUCUCGCCGAAAUAAACUCCCUCGAACGAGAACCACAAUGGGUGCCAAGUAGCUGGCUGCAUAACUAAUUAUUAGAGGUCAGUGAUCCAUUUUCUACUUAAAUUACUUUUUUUGUUGUUUGUAAAGGAAAAGAUACUAUCGUUUAAGUCUGAUAUACUGAAUAGUGAGCGUACGGAUAAAUUAUCGUAAUUUAUGUAAGUAGAUACCUAGGAACAAAAAACAAGCAUUCCAAUAGAAGAACAAACAUGUCCAAUGCAUAUAUAACACUUGGAAUGACGAAACUUGAUGAUUACUGAAAAUCAAAACACGUUUAUAGGAAGGUUGCAAAUAAAACCCAAUUAAUAGUUAAGCAAAGUUGUUAUUUUCGUUUUUAAAAACAGAGUAUAAAAGAUUUAUUUUGUAUUUAGAUCAUUUCCUGUAAAAAUACAUAGAAAGAUUGUUUUAUAUGUAAAUUUUAUUUAUCAGUCCAUAUUCUUGUACAAUUAUGGAGGAAAAACUGAACACAAUAAAAGCAAUUUCUAAAUGUUAUAAAACAAACUUAAAAAUAGUCAACUCAAAAACCCCUUACAUAAUUCAAUGAAAGUAACGCAUUACAAUAUUUGAUCAAAGCAAAAUCGCAAGAAAAAAAUAUAAAAAUCCAUGAUCCGGUUCUAAAAUAAUGGGAAUAACAAAAAUAUUCGUGUUCACAAUUUACUCUAGACAAAGGAACAUCAUACUAGCGAUAACUAGCAGUAACAAAUUGAAACAAAAGGAAAAAAACACAAAACAAAACAUAGAAAAACCAGCUUAAAUUCAUCCACAAAGAGUUUAAAAUCGAUAUUUUUGAUACGUAUUCAAGUGAAGUCGAGAAUCGUUUGCAGUUAGCUGCCGAUUAGUUUGCGACAUUAAAGUACAUUCUCUCCGGUCCGAUAAAACCGCCUUCGAAAACAAAAAUGAAUAAAAAAUGAGUAAUAUGGAAGUAAGAGGAAUCAAGAAAAUAUUAUUACGCUCAAUAUUAUGCAUGUAUAGUCGUAAUAACGAAUAAUAAACCACCAGAGAAAUGAAGAAAAGAUGAUAACCAAAA